Salvia hispanica is the source of this 1662-nucleotide messenger RNA. RefSeq names its product Sucrase/ferredoxin-like family protein. The record is from RefSeq and is a predicted model, not a curated record. Lineage: Eukaryota; Viridiplantae; Streptophyta; Magnoliopsida; Lamiales; Lamiaceae.
UGAAAAUGUGAGUGGCAAAUUUUUGUGUGUUUUUGACUGAAGAAGAAUCCAAAUUGACUCCAAAAUUGACUCAUGGCUGCUAAUCGCGAUGACCCGCUUUUGCUCCUCAGUGGCCACCACCCCUCCUCUUCCCCAAUCGCCGUCUCCGACGCCGACGCCUACCUCCUCGAUGGCCCCCAAAUCGGCAGCGCUUCCGGAAGCUUCCAGAACGAUGGCAGCAUACUCGGUGGCGCAUACGAUUCUGCUUUUUUUAACGAAUCCGAUUACGGAUUCGCCCGACCCGAUUUCAGGCAGUCUCCGCUCGUCGGCACCGUCGAGCUCUACGACCGCCACGUCUUCCUCUGCUACAAAAACCCUCAGGUCUGGCCUCCCCGCAUCGAGGCCGCCGAAUUCGAUCGCCUCCCUCGCCUCCUCGCCGCCGCUUUGGCUGCCAGAAACCCUUCCAUGCUGCUCCAGACUCGCUUGACAAUAUGUGAGGGACAUGAUGGAACCGAGACAUCAAAUGGUGAUGUGUUAAUAUUUCCGGAUAUGAUCAGAUACAGGAGAUUAACACAUUUUGAUGUCGACACAUUUGUUGAGGAAGUGCUUGUGAAGAAUGGUGAAUGGUUGCCUGGAAGUCCAGAACAUCUAAGGGGCUGGUACAUCUUUGUAUGCUGCCAUGGGUCAAGGGAUCGACGAUGCGGUGUAUGCGGACCAUCUAUCAUUAGUAAAUUUAAAACUGAGAUUGAGUUACGUGAUCUACAAGGAAAAGUGUCUGUUAGCCCCUGUUCACACAUUGGAGGCCAUAAGUAUGCAGGGAACGUGAUCAUUUUUGGACCAAAUAUGAAGAAAGAAGUCACAGGGCAUUGGUAUGGAUAUGUUAUGCCUGAAGAUGUGCCUCUUUUGCUCGAACAGCAUAUUGGUAAAGGAGAAAUCGUAGAUUUCUUGUGGAGGGGACAGAUGGGAUUAUCUGAAGAAGAACAGAAGAAAACACAGGAAUUAAGGUUCAAGGUUCAAGGUGGGUCAAGUAUGGAUAGGAGCUUGAAGGACUCUAUACAAACAAAUGAAGAAAGUGGUAGAGUGUGUGAAUCUCAAACGCGGGGUGAGGGUUGUUGUCAGGUCAGUGGAGACUUCUCUUGCUGUCAGAACCCCAUGUUGGAAGAGAAAAGAGAAGAUCCUCCAGCUGUACCAAACUUUACCACUGAAUCUAAGAAGAGCUCCAAAAAACCCAUCUCACGUAAAAAUAGUGGUAAAGGGGUUGGCCCACGUAGAGUCUGCUCAAUGCCUACGUGGUACGAAAGCUGGGAGAGGGAAGAUACAUAUGCUGCUCUUGCUGUUGUUAUGGCUGCUACAUCAGUUGCAUUUGCCUACAAGUGCUACAGGCAAUCAAGCUAAGUUCCUGGUAGCAUUUGCUUAUGUUGUACGAUCAGAGAUAGUUGCAGUCUCAGUGAGGAUGGGCGACAAGAAAGAAAACAUAAGUUGCCGGGACGCAGAAUGGAUGUUCAGUAUUUUGUGUCCCUUCCUACCUUACUUUGUACAUGUUGAGUAGUUUGUACAGGUGCAAUGGCCAUGCGACCGAGUCACGACCAACUAUUGAACAUGUAGCCACUGCAGACACCUUUAUAAGCAUAUGUAUAAUGUAUUGAUUCUGGUGUAUUUAUUCAAUGUGCUGUGUUUGUGUAA